Messenger RNA from Micromonas pusilla CCMP1545, 711 nucleotides. RefSeq lists its product as uncharacterized. The annotation marks the transcript as partial. The transcript has a single exon. Gene Ontology annotation, molecular function: prenyltransferase activity. Gene Ontology annotation, cellular component: membrane. Gene Ontology annotation, biological process: vitamin K biosynthetic process; menaquinone biosynthetic process. NCBI's taxonomy places the organism in Eukaryota, Viridiplantae, Chlorophyta, Mamiellophyceae, Mamiellales, Mamiellaceae. The record is from RefSeq and is a predicted model, not a curated record.
ACGGCCAUGCCCGCGCCCGCGCGGAUGUACGUCGCCGCGCUCCGCCCCAAGACGCUCACCGCCGCGCUCGUGCCGUACCUCGUCGGCGGCGCGCUCGGGACGAAAGCCGCGCACGCCAGCGCGUGGGGCAACGCCAACAUGGCGCUCCUCGGCUACCUCCUCGUGCAGGUCGGCACGAACCUCGUGAACGACGCGUGCGACUUCCUCUCCGGCGCGGACGCCGACGAUCGCGUCGGGCCGACGCGCGUGACGCAGGCGGGCGCGUUCACGCCGCGCGCGGUGCACGCCGCGGGGUGCGCGUGCUUCGUCCUGUCCGCGGUCGCGAUGGCGCCGGCGAUCGCCGAUCGCGGAUGGCCGCUCGCGCUCCUGCUCGUCACGUCGUGCCUCGCGGGAUAUUCGUACACGGCCGGGCAGUACCCGCUCGGGUACCACGGGCUCGGCGAACUCACCGUGCUCGUGUUCUUCGGGUGGGUCGCCGUGGGGGGGAUGCGGCACGUGCACGCGGGGAACGCGAGGAGCGAUUUUUUUUCGUUCAACACGCUCGUCGCCUCCGCGCAGGUGGGAGCGCUGUGCACGUCGCUCCUCGCGAUCAAUAACCUGCGCGACGCGAGGACGGACGGCAGGGUGGGGAAGAACACGCUGUGCGUCGUGUUCGGGGAGACGUUCGCGCGGUGGGAGAUCACGGCGCUGACGAUCGCGCCGUACCUGUUG